UGUCUUCCCCGACCCCUCUGUCUGUCUCUCUCUCUCUCUCUCUCUCCAGAUCAUAGUAGAAACACCGGCUCAGCAAUGAACAGACACCGCUGCAUUUCCGCCUGCGAACCACCCUGUUCAUCGCGAGAGACGGUUCAAACAAAGAUGUACUAACAGCAGUGCUCGGGUGAGAGGUUCUUUCUCGGGGUUGGAGUUGUUAUUACAUGGCUUUGCCCAGUGACGACGCUGUUUUGAUUCAGAAAGGGAAGAUACCGGGUGAGCCUUACGUAGUUACGGUUAAUUGUCCUGAUAAGACCGGACUUGCCUGCGAUAUCUGCCGAACCAUUCUUGAAUUCGGACUCUACAUUACCAAAGGAGAUGUCUCAACUGAUGGGUUAUGGUGCUACAUAAUAUUAUGGGUGGUUCCUCACUCUAGCUCAACUGGUGUAACAUGGCUGAAUUUGAAAGACCGCCUUCUAUCGAUAUGUCCAUCAUGUUUGGUGUCAUUUUACUUGAACCAGCCAUCUCCAAACCCUGAACCUCCUCCAGUAUACUUGUUGAGGUUUUGUAGCCUAGACAGGAAAGGAUUAUUACAUGAUGUCACUCGAGUUCUGUCUGUGCUCGAACUUACGAUUCAAAGAGUAAAAGUGACUACAACACCGGAUGGCCGGGUUCUUGAUCUCUUCUUCAUAACAGAUAACUUGGAGCUCUUGCACACAAAAGAGAGACAAGAUGAGACAAGUGAGCAAUUGCAUGCUGUUUUAGGCGAAUCAUGUGCUAGUUGUACACUUCAGUUGGCUGGUCCUGAGUAUGACAGUCUUCAGGGUAUCUCUUCUCUUUCUGCAGUCAUUACUGACGAAUUGUUUAGAAAUGAACUGUCAGAUAAGGAAACUCGUUCACAGGCUUUUAGCCCAGAUGUGACGAAACUAAAGAGGGCCAGUGUAAUGAUAGACAAUUCUCUGAGUCCAGCUCAUACAUUGCUUCAGAUUUACUGUGUUGAUCACAAGGGUUUUCUCUACGACAUUCUGCGAACAUUGAAAGACUGCAAUAUGCAGAUAGCUUAUGGAAGAUUCUCACCAGUUAACAAGGGUUAUCGUGAAUUAGACCUAUUCGUCCAGCAAAAGGAUGGUAAAAAGAUUGUGGAUCCUGAGAAACAAGAUGCAUUUUGUUCUCGCUUGAAGGUAGAAAUGCUUCACCCAUUACGUGUUAUUAUCACAAACCGUGGGCCAGAUACUGAACUUCUGGUUGCUAACCCUGUGGAGCUAUCUGGAAAGGGAAGGCCAAGGGUUUUCUUUGAUGUCACACUUGCAUUAAAGUGUCUUGGAAUAUGCAUCUUCUCGGCUGAAAUUGGAAGACAUUUGGCAGCAGCUCGUGAAUGGGAGGUCUACAGAUUUCUGUUAGAUGAGAACAGCAAAUAUCAGUUGUCAAAUAUGGCAGUAAGAAAUCAGAUUGUAGACAAGGUUCAAAGAACUUUGAUGGGCUGGUGAACUGAUCUUUUACUCCACCUGGUUACUCUCCGGGGAAAAUGUUACAAACCCAAAUAAAAUCUAAAAAAAUGUACCUCAAAAGUAUAUCAUCGCUUGGAUGAGUGAUUCUCACUAAAAAAGUUAAUGGGAUUCAUUCAUUCAAGAAAUUAUAUGCAUUUAGGUUGUAAUUAUUUAGGUUUUAUUUGAGGCAACCCGAUUUGGAGUCGGAGUCAGAAAAUCAGACUUGUGUAGCAAUACUCUUUCCACAGUGUCUCUGUAUUUUUAGCCCUUAAAAAACAGUUAUGCUGAUGUACAAUCCAUUAACCUCUGGUGAGACCUAUGUAUUUUUCUUUGGCAUCUCUCCUCUUUAGUUUUAGUUUCAAUGUUACUGCAAG
Messenger RNA from Ilex paraguariensis (yerba mate), 1840 nucleotides. Lineage: Eukaryota; Viridiplantae; Streptophyta; Magnoliopsida; Aquifoliales; Aquifoliaceae. The record is from the annotation of a GenBank genome assembly.